GGAUGAAACUAAUAACAAAGUUGAAAUCGUCAUUAAAGUGUAGCUACUAAAUACUACAUAUCUUAAGCCAAAUUCUCAUGACUCAUGUUGUACUAGUGCCCUCUAAUAGUUAGCAUUAAGUCUUGGUUCUAAAGUGAUAAAUUAGGUGGCAAUGGCUUUCAACAGGCGCCUGAAUAUUGGCUCGGGCAAGUUCCACAGUACCAAUGAUGAUUGCUGUGAUAAAACUAAGAUAUUGGUUUGAGCGCCUUACAUAGCAGUGAGCGCAAACGUUUCGUACCUUAACAAAAAAGAAGGCUUAGAAACACGCAAUUUUAAUGUGGCGGUAGGUAUCUUACUAAUACGAACUGUUUGAAAAGUCCGAAACCGUGUUGAUAUUUUUCUGUGAGGUUUUAUGAAUUUAAAAGUACAAUCUGACGUACGAUGGAGGUUCUGUUGAUAGCAUUUAAAUUGUUUAUGCUCCAGCGAGAGAAAAUAAAUGGCAUUAAUGUACGUUGACAGUACAUAUCUACCAUGUAUUGAGAUAUUUUUUAUAGAUUUUUCUUAUUUUUAGUUUAAUUUAUAAUGCUUUACUAUUAUUCUGUAUACAUUGUUUUUAUGUAUACUUUGACGCAUGCUGUACGAGAUUAAACCAGGACCAAAUGUGAUUAGGAUAAAAAUUGUGUUCAGUAAUUCACUAUUAUUACGAAGGUUUCAUUACUGGCCCCUUUGUCUCAAAUAGGCCCUUUGAAAUUCAUGAAAAGGUACGUUUCAUCUUUAUCUUCAUUGACACACAAUUACACGACGCUGGUUGUGCAGCUUGACAAAAUACACUGGCAGACAUCAUCAGUGACGUGACGAAUGACUCACAGAACAGCAGAGGAAUCCUUACCGUGCCUGUUAACGUUCGUAAAUGUUUAGCAGGAUGAUAUGUAAACGUUGUCAACGUUCACUUAGAACCGGCGAAGGUCUGAAGUGUGGAAUUUGCGAGUCGUGCUUCCAUAUGCGUUGUGUGAACGAUUCCGUUAAGGACCACCGCGACGGUGGAGACCGAGGAUAUCAGUGGAAAUGUUCUCUCUGUCAGAACUACGUGAGCAAUAUGCAACAAGCAAGCGGUUCGGACUCAGGCAAGGACAAGGAGAGUGGCGGCUUGAUUCAGGCUGUUAAUGCAAUAAGCGAAAAGUUUGAACUUGUUAAUAAAAUUCAACUGCCGAAAUUGAACAGCGAUUUGGCCCAGAUAAAAAAUGUUGCAGACCGCAUCGUCCAACAGAAUGACGAUAUAUUGCGGAAAAUAGAUGAAAUUGAAGAGAAAAGGAAGCAUGAAAAACAAGCGUAUAGUUCAACAAGUAGGUACCGAAGAAGGAAUUUAAGCUUGUCCCCUAAAACAACUGCUGCUUUAGAAAGUAAGGAGGAUCCACCGCUUUCGCUAACUGAUAAAACCGUCAGAUACAGGACACGGAGGCGGUCGUAUCUCUUGCACAGAAUAUUCAAUAUAUUAAACAGAAAAAUGAACAGAACUAGUCCCAAGAAAAAGCAACAGAAGUGAAAGUUCUAAUAAAAAUAAAAACAUUUGAA
Messenger RNA from Trichoplusia ni (cabbage looper), 1551 nucleotides. RefSeq lists its product as uncharacterized. Lineage: Eukaryota; Metazoa; Arthropoda; Insecta; Lepidoptera; Noctuidae. The coding region runs from base 890 to 1522 and encodes 210 amino acids. The transcript has a single exon. The record is from RefSeq and is a predicted model, not a curated record.